GGAGCAUUCAAGUCAAUCAUUACACACAGGGUACACAACUCCAGUCAGUCUCUGGUCAGAUUUCUGCUACACUGCCUGACUGCUGAGCUGGAGUGCAUAUAAAAGGCUUCCACAGGAAUAAACAGGCUCUAUAUUCCAUUUUACAACCUUCCCAGGCAAUUUCGGCUCAGAACCACUGAACUGUCCAUGGCCCGUGUUCUUUCCCUGUUUCGUCCUCAGCCUUUUCUGGUCCACGUGGGGAGGAGAAAACCUAUGUUGUGCAAAAUGUCAAUGGACUCUCGGGCACGCAAGGUGUUUGCAGCCGCGGUGGAAGCCGUGCAGCCAGACACGGUGGUCCGGCAGAGUAUAGAGCGCAAGGAGGACUCAGUCAUAAUCAGUGGUCAUACAUUCACGCUUAAGCACAACCUGCACUUGGUUGGCUUUGGAAAAGCUGUACUGGGUAUGGCUGCUGAGGCAGAGAGGAUUAUGGGGGAUCAUUUGGUGAAAGGGGUAAUAAGCGUGCCGCAUGGGAUUCAGCAGACAUUACAGCAGCAUGGAAAAAAUCACCUCUUGUUAAAAGAAAACAGUCGCAUCAGAGUGAUGGAGGGAGCUAAACACAACCUGCCUGACAUUGAUGCCCAGAAUGCAGCUGAAGGGAUCAAGCAGUUAGCCAGUGAACUGACGGAGAACGAUCUGCUACUUGUACUGAUUUCAGGUGGAGGCUCGGCGCUCUUACCUGCCCCCAUCCCACCAAUCUCAUUGCAAGAGAAACAGGAUGUGACCCGCAAACUUGCAGGUGCCGGUGCCACUAUUCAAGAGCUGAACACUGUGCGACGGGCCCUUUCUGAUUUAAAGGGUGGAGGGCUUGCGCAUUGUGCUCACCCAGCCCAGGUGGUUUCACUGAUAUUGUCCGAUGUCAUUGGGGACCCUCUGGACUUGAUAGCCAGUGGCCCCACCGUGUGGAGUGAGGUGUGGCCUGAAGAAGUUUUGUCAGUCCUUGAACGUUACAAGCUGUUAAACAGCCUACCAGCCUCAGUAAAGGAAGUUCUCGGGAGACCAAUGCCAAGGUGGAGGGAGACUAAAGGUGAAUCCAAUACAUCAGGACGUGUUCACAAUACUGUGAUCGGCUCCAACAGCGUUGCCCUCAAAUGGGCCGGUCGCCGUGCUCGGGAGUUAGGUUUCUGCCCCGUUGUGCUGGCACCAGGAGUGUGUGGCGAUGUGAGGUCAGUCUCCAGACUAUACGGCCUCCUGGCUCGCUUUGCCUGCUCCCGAGAGGAACCUCCUCCAGAGAUUGCGGCUGAGCUUCUGAGGCUGGGGCCGGAAGUAGGUGUGGAGAGCUGGGACCUCUGCCGUACCAUGCAGGUCUUGGGUGAAGGCCGUACAGAAGGAUGGGGUUCCACGUGUCUGUUGGCUGGAGGGGAGCCCACUGUGGAGCUGACAGGCAAGGGUCGAGGGGGUCGAAACCAGGAGCUGGCUCUGCGAGUGGGAUUGGAGCUGAGAGGCCUGAAGCUUCCGCCUAAUGGUCCCGUCUUCCUGAGUGGUGGAACUGACGGUCAGGAUGGACCCACUGAGGCAGCGGGGGCCAUCACUGAUGGGGGGUUGUACGAAGAGGCUCUAGCACAGGGGCUGGACAUCGACAACGUCCUCACCAACAAUGAUUCUUAUACUUUUUUUACAAGUCUUUCUUCCGGGCAGCGCCUACUUGUACCUGGCCUAACCUGCACCAAUGUGAUGGAUGUGCACAUGCUACUUAUUCCACCAAUUCCCAUUAACAUGAGAUAAACACAUAUCAAAUAAAAUGAUCUUGGUCCAAUAGAUCUGGAUAAAUAAAAUCAUUAAUCGUCCAUUUGACUUGG
Molecule: messenger RNA, 1835 nt
Organism: Anoplopoma fimbria (sablefish)
Lineage: Eukaryota; Metazoa; Chordata; Actinopteri; Perciformes; Anoplopomatidae
Gene: glyctk
Product: glycerate kinase
Exons: 5
Coding region: 187-1761 (524 amino acids)
Biological process (GO): protein phosphorylation
Cellular component (GO): cytoplasm
Molecular function (GO): glycerate kinase activity
Source: RefSeq, a predicted model, not a curated record